Messenger RNA from Fukomys damarensis (Damara mole-rat), 4477 nucleotides. It is a transcript of the gene Slc17a6, whose product is annotated as solute carrier family 17 member 6. The record is from RefSeq and is a predicted model, not a curated record. The transcript has 12 exons. Bases 931 to 2682 code for a protein of 583 amino acids. NCBI's taxonomy places the organism in Eukaryota, Metazoa, Chordata, Mammalia, Rodentia, Bathyergidae. Gene Ontology annotation, biological process: neurotransmitter loading into synaptic vesicle; transmembrane transport; monoatomic anion transport. Gene Ontology annotation, molecular function: neurotransmitter transmembrane transporter activity; L-glutamate transmembrane transporter activity. Gene Ontology annotation, cellular component: excitatory synapse; synaptic vesicle membrane.
CCAGCAAACUCCGGAGAUGAUGCCAUCUUCCCCCUUGGUUUCCAUAGCAUCCGUUCCUGAAGAGCCCCGUGGUCAGGUCAGGGCGCCUGCCCAGCUCCCUUGGAAAGUUGGGGGCCAGGCUUGCGGGGAGAAGCGCCCGGAGUCCUGAAGCGCGCUCUGUCCGUGGUGCUGAACCUUUGCGCCGAGACCCGCCCAGGCGCUCGCAGCCAGCCCGUCUGAGAAAUUCCUCCCCGGUGCUACCCAAAUCAGAACUGUGUAUCUGUUAUUUACUCGUGUCCUCAAAGGGCAGCGACGCUUCUCCAUCCUCAUUCGACUCUACCGCAGAGCAGAGCUACGCCGGCGCGAGGGCAGGAGGCCGCGGAAGGGAGGGUAAACUACCCGCGGCGCCUCUCACCUGAGACCUCAGAAGCUCCCAGGAGUUUUAAAGUGCUAGCGGCUCCUUGCGGCAAAGGCACCAUUUUAAAAAGUAGUAUUCUUCGGAUUUUGCCCUUACCCAAGGGCUCUGCGAUAUCUCUGGCCCUCCGUUGGAAAGCCAGCAUAUUUGAUUGCAAUGAGCCUUGGAAAUCGAGAAUUAACAUUUUUUUCAAAGAACUGACUCCAAGACAAGAACGCAUCCGUACCGCCCAAAUACCAUGGCCCUGCGUGCGCCCUUUGCCUCCAGAUCCUCCCCUUCCAAUGAGACUUUCUGACUGUGUCUACCAACUCUCCUAUUAGGAAAUCCGUGGGUUGCGGGCAGCUAUUCUGUUGUGUCCUCCUUCUCGCGCUCCCGCCCCUCUCUCACUCGCACCCGUGCUUGAGGCACACCAAUACCAGUCCGCUGAGGAGAGAAAACCCACCACUACGUUCAGCGAAUGGGGAAAUAUGCGCAGCCCUUGCCUUUCAUAGCGAUCGCUGCUUAGAUCUGGCAAGACACUACAACACUCUUCCCGAAUGGAGUCUGUAAAACAAAGGAUUUUGGCCCCAGGAAAAGAGGGGCUAAAGAAUUUUGCUGGAAAAUCCCUUGGCCAGAUCUACAGGGUGCUGGAGAAGAAGCAGGACGCGGGCGGUGAGGCCAUCGAGCUGACGGAGGAUGGGAAGCCCCUGGAGGUGCCCGAGAAGAAGGCGCCCUUGUGCGACUGCACGUGCUUCGGCCUGCCGCGCCGCUACAUCAUCGCCAUCAUGAGCGGCCUGGGCUUCUGCAUCUCCUUCGGCAUCCGCUGCAACCUGGGCGUGGCCAUCGUGGACAUGGUCAACAACAGCACGAUCCACCGCGGGGGCAAAGUCAUCAAGGAGAAAGCCAAAUUUAACUGGGACCCCGAAACUGUGGGGAUGAUCCACGGUUCGUUCUUCUGGGGCUACAUCAUCACCCAGAUCCCGGGCGGAUACAUCGCGUCGCGCCUGGCGGCGAACAGGGUGUUUGGAGCCGCCAUACUUCUUACCUCCACCCUAAACAUGCUGAUCCCAUCAGCAGCCAGAGUGCAUUAUGGAUGCGUCAUCUUUGUUAGAAUAUUGCAGGGACUUGUUGAGGGUGUCACCUACCCAGCAUGCCAUGGGAUUUGGAGCAAGUGGGCCCCUCCCCUGGAGAGGAGCAGGCUGGCGACCACGUCCUUCUGUGGUUCCUAUGCUGGGGCUGUGAUUGCCAUGCCUUUAGCCGGUAUUCUUGUACAGUACACUGGGUGGUCUUCGGUGUUUUAUGUCUACGGAAGUUUUGGAAUGGUCUGGUACAUGUUUUGGCUUUUGGUGUCUUAUGAGAGCCCCGCAAAGCACCCUACUAUUACAGAUGAAGAACGUAGGUACAUAGAAGAAAGCAUUGGAGAGAGUGCAAAUCUAUUAGGUGCAAUGGAAAAAUUCAAGACUCCAUGGAGGAAAUUUUUUACGUCUAUGCCAGUCUAUGCAAUCAUUGUUGCGAACUUCUGCAGAAGCUGGACUUUUUAUUUAUUGCUUAUCAGUCAGCCAGCGUAUUUCGAGGAAGUCUUUGGAUUUGAAAUCAGUAAGGUGGGCAUGCUGUCCGCUGUACCCCACUUAGUCAUGACGAUCAUUGUGCCUAUUGGGGGACAAAUUGCAGAUUUCCUGAGAAGCAAGCAAAUCCUUUCUACGACCACAGUGAGGAAGAUCAUGAACUGUGGCGGUUUUGGAAUGGAAGCCACACUGCUGCUGGUGGUUGGCUAUUCUCACACUCGAGGGGUUGCCAUCUCGUUCUUGGUACUGGCAGUAGGAUUCAGCGGAUUUGCCAUAUCUGGGUUCAACGUGAACCACUUGGAUAUUGCCCCGCGAUACGCCAGUAUCCUAAUGGGCAUCUCAAACGGCGUUGGCACACUGUCGGGAAUGGUUUGCCCUAUCAUCGUUGGUGCAAUGACAAAGAAUAAGUCACGGGAAGAGUGGCAGUAUGUUUUCCUGAUCGCUGCCCUUGUCCACUAUGGUGGGGUUAUCUUUUAUGCAAUAUUUGCCUCAGGAGAGAAGCAGCCCUGGGCAGAUCCGGAGGAAACAAGCGAAGAAAAAUGUGGGUUUAUCCAUGAAGAUGAACUCGAUGAAGAAACAGGGGACAUUACUCAGAAUUAUAUCAAUUAUGGUACCACCAAAUCCUACGGUGCCACGACACAGGCCAAUGGAGGUUGGCCUAAUGCUUGGGAAAAGAAAGAGGAAUUCGUACAAGAAGGAGUACAAGAUGCAUAUACCUAUAAGGACCGAGAUGACUAUUCAUAACAAAAUUAAUUGAUGGAUUUAUUUUUAGUGCUUGUGAUCGAGUUCAGUGUGAUUGCACACAGAAAAUUAAAAAAAAAACGUGGUGUAAACAUGUCAACAUAUCAACCAGGCAAGUCUUGCUGUAAAAAUGAAAUCAAACCCAUGAAAUCACCACCAAGUGCAAUCUGUAGAAGUUGUAAAAUGGCAUAAUUUGCAUUCAGGUCAUCCAUUCUUGCCUUUGUGAUUUAAAGGUUCACUGUAGAAACAAGUAGUUAAUCCAUCGGAUUCAUAGGAACUAAAAUCCAUCACCAUUUAACAAAGCACAAACAUCUGGUAUAUCCCAUCCUACACAAGUUAGGAAGCCAAAGCGACUUGAUCAUGCAACACGCACUUAUAUAUUUGUUACACUGAAUUGCAAGAUAUCUCACAGAAACCCUGUCUUGCAAAAAGGGAACCAAUCCCCUUGGCUGCACCAGAUACUCACAACGUUCAGUAAGUGAAAGUUAUGGAGUUGAAAUCUCUCAGUGGGUGAAGUAUAUUGAGUACCAGCAGCUCGGGAGUUAUACCAGAUGAUUACUAGGAGUGUGUAAAAUGGGAUAUUUUGUGAUCCAAAGGAGUAUCUUGCAGUGUUUUAUAUGAAAUGCUUGGGCACAAACGCUUAUUUUUGUGAAAGAGAACUUGUAAAGUGAGGGGUGUGCUUCAUCUUCUUCCAAUUAUUACCUAACAGUAUGAAACGCUUCACAGUUCAAUACAUUCGACUUUUUGUGUAGCAUAUCACAUAACUUUUUUGCAAAAAAUAUAAAAAGAUAUAGACUUUACUGUAUUUUUAUUACAACUUUGUAUUGGUUGUAACUUGCAUUAGGGGGGAAAAAGAUAUAUACACCAUAAAGAAUCUAAUAAGAAAUUUAUUAUGAAGAUAUAACCCUUAAAAUGCAAUAUUAAAAACAAAAGAAGUAGAAAAUGGUUUAGAUAUCCUUCUUCCUUAAUAAUGAAAUACUAUAUGAAUCUUGUGCCACAGAACUAUAUAUAAUAUGAAAAGUAAAUAAUAGAGAUAUUGUAAGUAGACAAUUUUAUUAUUUAAAGUCCCACUUAAGAGAUAUUUGUCUUAAAUAUAUAGGACAGUGAAUUCUAUUAAGUUGUAUCUAUAUAUAUCUGUAUAUCUUAUACAAAUCCAUACACACAGAAACACAAUAAACAAUCUUCACACAAACCAAAAAUAGCAUACACCUAAUGUUGGGUUAGGGGAUUGUAAUUUCUACUUUCACAGAGUCAUAGAGUUUUAGAUAGGGAGGAGGUAUUUUGCUUGUCAUUUCUUAAUAUAAAUCAACAGGAAUUACAACAUUUGUGUACCAAGCAAUAAGUGCAAUGCAUACAAUUUCCUGUCUAUAUAUUAUCUUCAUUUUGCUUGUGGUAGCUAUUUGGGUGGUUGGAAUGAUUUCUUUUAUUUGAAAAGUUAACAUCAGGUUGCUUUUAUUGUUCUACAAUGAUAAUAAUGCAUUUCCCAAUUCAAUUCAAAAUGUUAUUGGUGUAUUUAAUUGUCUGUUCUGAAUAUUUGAUCUGUUCAUUGUAUUGUGCUAGUGACUGGAAGCCCUGCUACUGCAAAUAUAAACCAUAAAAUUUAUUUCAAAAUACAAACCAUUCUUGACCUUAAGAAAAUGAAACUACCUUUUGCUUUGUGUCUCAAAGUGAUUUAAUGUGACCGUAGCUUUUAUUGUGUUGAAUAAAAUGAUGUGGACUGUCAUUUUGUUGCAGCAAAAAAGGUGUUAAUAAAAUGCUCUACUUAUGCUUUUGGAAGAACAGUACAUUAAAUUGGGCU